CCGUGGCUUCGGUGCAGUCAGGAACACUGUACAAAAUGCAGUGCUGCCCCGAAUGCCCGCCGCUACAUCCUCUCAUCCAUCCACCAGGCAAACUCAUCACCGGGGCGGGGAAUCGGUUCAGAACCCGCAAGCACGACAACAGCGACACGGCGACCCACCACCAAACCCAACAGACGCAUGUUUGGCAAGUAUAUCAAGCCUGUUUGCGGAUAGGGUUGAGGCUCUGCACACAGCAUGGCGAUCCGUAGCACAGCGGCGACCCCAGCAGGGAUCGCUGCCGCGGGGCUCGCGGGAAGCUGGCUCUUGUAGCACCUCAGCUGCCAUCCCUCCUGCAUCUACACGCGCGUGGUUGGAGGAUCAGCGAGUACGUUAUCUGACCGAGCCGAUCUUCGCGGGCGGGCGCCGUACAACAUCAAAGGACCAGUCUCUACCGCUUUGUUGGGACGAGCGGCCAAGCCCUGGGCAAUGA
Messenger RNA from Periconia digitata, 469 nucleotides. The record is from the annotation of a GenBank genome assembly. NCBI's taxonomy places the organism in Eukaryota, Fungi, Ascomycota, Dothideomycetes, Pleosporales, Periconiaceae.